ACCCAGCACACCAUUUCUCUCACUCUCUCACUUCCACAAACAACCAACACAACACAACUCAGAACAAGAAAAGAAAAAUGAAACUCAAAGACCAGCUUGAGAACUGAAGAAGAAGAGAGGAGAGCUAUGAAUCUUCGGCAGCGUCCGCAGCCGACGCGCGGCGGCCGUGGACCACUCCGCGCGCCGCUGCCGCCCAUGCAACAGGCCUACAACAUCAUCCCCAUCCACGACCUCCUGGCCGACCACCCUUCGCUCCGCUUUCCUGAGAUACGCGCCGCUGCCGCCUCCUUACGCGCCGUCGGGGACCUCCGGAAGCCGCAGUUUGUCCCCUGGAACCCGAACUACGACCUCAUGGACUGGCUCGGCCUCUCCUUCGGGUUCCAAACCGACAACGUUCGGAAUCAGCGGGAGCAUUUGGUCCUCCACCUGGCCAACUCCCAAAUGCGGCUCCAGCCUCCGCCGAACCUGGUCGACUCGCUCGACGCCGGCGUUCUCCGGCGAUUCCGGGGCAAAUUGCUGCAGAACUACACCUCCUGGUGCUCCUACAUGGGCCGGAAGUCGAACGUCGUCAUUUCGAGACGCCGCGCUGAUCUCCGCCGCGAGCUGCUCUACGUGGCGCUGUACCUGCUGAUUUGGGGCGAGUCUGGUAACCUUCGUUUCGUCCCUGAAUGUGUUUGUUAUAUUUACCAUCAUAUGGCCAUGGAACUGAACAAAGUGCUUGAUGAGUCUAUCGACCCGGAUACUGGUCGCCCGUUUGUGCCUUCGGUUUCGGGGCACUGUGGGUUUUUGAAGAGUGUGGUUAUGCCCAUUUACCAGACUAUUAAGACUGAGGUUGAGAGCAGCAGAAAUGGCACUGCGCCUCACUCUGCUUGGCGCAAUUAUGAUGAUAUUAACGAGUACUUUUGGUCUCGGAGGUGUUUCCAGAGGCUGAAAUGGCCUAUUAAUUAUUCAAGUAAUUUUUUUGCUACCACCCCGAAGAAUAAGAGGGUCGGGAAGACGGGGUUUGUGGAGCAGAGGUCGUUUUGGAAUGUGUUUAGGAGCUUUGAUAAGCUCUGGGUUUUGUUAAUCUUGUUUUUACAGGCUUCCAUUAUUGUUGCAUGGAAGGAGACAGAUUAUCCCUGGCAGGCGUUGGAGAGAAGGGACGAUCAGGUGCAGUUGCUUACAUUGUUUAUUACUUGGGGCGGUCUUCGCCUUCUUCAAGCAGUGCUUGAUGCUGGGACUCAGUAUAGCUUAGUUUCCAGGGAGACGAUGUUGCUUGGUGUUCGGAUGGUGCUGAAGGGUGCAGCUGCCGCAACAUGGACUAUUGUGUUUUCGGUGUUUUAUGCGAGGAUUUGGGAUCAGAAGAAUUCGGAUGGGAGGUGGUCGGAUGCGGCCAAUCAGAGGAUUAUUGUUUUUCUUGAGGCUGCACUUGUUUUCGUCAUCCCGGAAGUGCUGGCAUUGGUUCUCUUUAUAGUUCCCUGGGUCAGGAACUUUCUUGAAGGGUUGGAUUUUAGUAUACUCUAUGUAUUCACAUGGUGGUUUCAUACACGGAUUUUUGUGGGUCGUGGACUGAGGGAAGGGCUUGUCAAUAAUGUCAAGUAUACAAUGUUCUGGAUCGUUGUGUUGGCUUCAAAAUUCACAUUCAGUUACUUCCUUCAGAUCAGGCCUCUUGUUUCCCCAACGAAAACUCUGUUGGACGCAGGGGAUACCAAGUACAAAAUACAUAUCUUUUUUAAUAGCGGGAACAGAAUAGCAAUUGUGUUGUUGUGGAUUCCUGUUGUGUUGAUUUACUUGAUGGAUCUGCAAAUAUGGUUUGCCAUUUUCUCAUCCUUAGUUGGUGCAACAAUUGGGCUGUUUUCACAUUUGGGUGAGAUCCGGAAUAUCAAUCAGCUAAGGCUUAGAUUUCAGUUCUUUACUAGUGCGUUGCAGUUUAAUCUUAUGCCGGAGGAGGAGUCCUUACGUCCUGAGGUGACAAUGGUGAAGAAGCUCCGUGAUGCCAUCCGCAGACUGAAAUUGCGGUAUGGACUUGGUCAAGCCUACCAGAAGACUGAAUCAAGCCAAGUAGAAGCUACCAGGUUUGCCUUGAUAUGGAAUGAAAUCAUGACAACUUUCAGGGAGGAAGAUCUCAUCAGUGAUCGAGAACUUGAGCUCAUGGAAUUGCCACCUAAUUGUUGGAACAUUAGGGUUAUUCGCUGGCCAUGUUGCCUCCUCUGCAAUGAACUAUUGCUUGCUCUAAGUCAGGCAGAAGAGCUGGGUGAGGAACUUGGCGACCAGUUGCUUUGGUUGAAGAUAUGCAAGAGUGAGUAUCGCCGGUGUGCUGUCAUCGAAGCUUAUGACAGCAUCAAGUAUCUGCUUCUUGUGGUCGUUAAAUAUGGCACAGAAGAAAAUUCCAUUGUUUCAAAAAUUUUCAAGGAGCUGGAUCAAUGUAUUCAGAGUGGGAAGGUCACGGUUACAUAUAAGUUGUCACUGCUUCCACAAAUUCAUGCAAAGUUGAUUUCUCUUAUUGAGCUUUUGAUUCAACGAAAGAAAGAUGAAAGUAAGGCAGUGAAUUUGUUGCAGGCCUUGUACGAACUUUCCGUUCGUGAAUUCCCGAGGUUGAAGAAGUCCAUGGAAACCUUGAGGCUGGAAGGCCUCGCAACUUGUAGUCCAGCCACUGAUGCAGGCUUGCUUUUUGAAAAUGCAAUCCAGUUUCCUGAUGAUGAGGAUGAGGUCUGCUUUAGGCAUCUGCGCCGUCUGCAUACAAUUCUCACUUCUAGAGACUCAAUGCACAAUGUCCCAACAAAUAUUGAGGCGAGACGACGUAUUGCUUUCUUUAGCAAUUCACUUUUUAUGAACAUGCCCCGUGCUCCAUAUGUUGAAAAAAUGAUGGCUUUCAGUGUGCUGACUCCAUACUAUGAUGAGGAAGUGUUGUAUGGAAAAGAAUUUCUUCGAAGUGAGAACGAAGAUGGCAUUUCCACCCUGUUUUAUCUGCAGAAGAUUUAUGAAGAUGAGUGGAAGCAUUUUAUGGAGAGGAUGUACAGGGAGGGCAUGGAGAAUGACGAUGAAAUCUUUACUAAUAAGGCUAGGGAUCUCCGUCUUUGGGCAUCGCACAGAGGUCAGACAUUAUCUCGCACUGUGAGGGGAAUGAUGUACUACUAUAGGGCGCUUAAGAUGCUUGCAUUUCUUGAUUCUGCAUCUGAGAUGGACAUAAGGGAUGGAUCACAGCAAAUUGGCUCUCAUGUUUUGAUAAACCAAAAUAGCGGGUUGGAUGGUGUACGGUCAGGCAUGCAAUCCUCUUCUCGGAAACUCGGAAGAACAAGUAGCAGUGUUAGUUAUUUAUUUAAGGGGAAUGAACAUGGGAUUGCUCUGUUGAAGUUCACAUAUGUGGUUGCCUGCCAAUUAUACGGGCAGCAUAAGACAAAGGGAGACUCCCGUGCUGAGGAGAUCUUAUAUCUUAUGAAAAACAAUGAGGCUCUUCGAGUUGCCUAUGUUGAUGAGGUUCACUUGGGGAGGGAUGAGGUUGAGUACUACUCUGUCCUUGUUAAAUUUGAUCAGCAGAUUCAAAGGGAGGUUGAGAUCUAUCGGAUCAUGUUGCCUGGUCCAUUGAAGCUUGGUGAAGGCAAACCAGAAAAUCAAAACCAUGCCAUAAUCUUCACAAGGGGUGAUGCAGUUCAGACCAUUGACAUGAACCAAGAUAAUUAUUUUGAGGAGGCACUUAAAAUGCGGAAUUUAUUGGAAGAGUUCAAGAACUUUUAUGGUAUCAGGAGGCCGACUAUCUUGGGAGUCCGCGAGAAUAUCUUCACUGGCUCCGUGUCGUCUCUUGCUUGGUUCAUGUCUGCUCAGGAGAUGAGUUUUGUGACCCUGAACCAGCGUGUUCUGGCAAACCCUUUGAAAGUGCGAAUGCACUAUGGUCAUCCAGAUGUGUUUGACAGGUUCUGGUUCUUGCCUCGAGGUGGAUUAAGCAAGGCUUCCAAAGUGAUCAAUAUCAGCGAGGACAUAUUUGCUGGCUUCAAUUGCACACUGCGAGGUGGCAAUGUGACUCACCAUGAAUAUAUACAGGUGGGCAAGGGGAGGGAUGUUGGGCUGAAUCAGAUCUCCAUGUUUGAGGCCAAGGUUGCUAGUGGCAAUGGUGAGCAGGUUUUAAGCAGAGAUGUGUACCGGUUGGGUCAUAGAUUGGACUUCUUUCGAAUGCUUUCAUUUUUCUACUCGACUGCUGGGUUCUACUUUAACACGAUGAUGGUGAUACUGACUGUUUAUGCCUUCUUGUGGGGACGUCUUUUUCUUGCUCUCAGUGGUAUCAAGGACAGUGCAAACAAUAAAUCACUUGGUGUGAUCUUGAAUCAGCAGUUUAUUAUCCAGCUAGGUUUCUUCACUGCCCUUCCAAUGAUUGUUGAAAACUCUCUUGAACUGGGUUUCCUUCGAGCAGUUUGGGAUUUCUUAACAAUGCAGUUGCAGCUUGCUUCAGUUUUCUACACAUUCUCAAUGGGAACUCGUACCCACUUCUUCGGCCGUACUAUUCUUCAUGGGGGUGCAAAGUACCGAGCCACUGGACGUGGCUUUGUGGUACAACACAAGAGCUUUGCUGAGAACUAUCGACUCUACGCUCGAAGCCAUUUUGUGAAGGCAAUUGAGCUUGGGAUUAUUUUAAUAGUGUUUGCUGCUCAUAACUCUGUAGCUACGAAUACUUUUGUUUACAUUGCCAUGACGAUCUCAAGCUGGUGUCUCGUAUUGUCGUGGAUAAUGGCCCCGUUUGUGUUCAACCCUUCUGGAUUUGAUUGGCUGAAAACUGUAUAUGACUUUGAAGAUUUUAUGAAUUGGUUGUGGUAUUCCGGGGGGGUUUUUACAAAAGCUGAACAUAGCUGGGAAACAUGGUGGUAUGAGGAACAAGACCAUCUGCGAACAACUGGUCUUUGGGGAAAGCUAUUGGAAAUUCUUUUGGAUCUUCGUUUCUUCUUCUUUCAGUAUGGUGUCGUGUACCAUCUAAAUAUUACCCGUGGAAAUACCAGCAUAGCUGUUUACUUGCUAUCUUGGAUAUACAUGGUAGUGGCUGUUGGGAUUUAUAUAGUCAUAGCAUAUGCUCAGGACAAAUAUGCAGCGAAGGAGCAUAUCUACUACCGGCUAGUUCAGCUUCUUGUCAUAAUGGUUUUGGUACUUGUAACUGUAUUGCUGCUCGAGUUCACUCACUUCAAAUUUCUCGAUAUAGUCUCAAGUUUCUUGGCGUUCAUCCCUACCGGCUGGGGUAUAAUUUUAAUAGCUCAGGUACUUAAACCUUUCCUGCAGUCUACAGUGGUGUGGGAUACUGUGGUUUCGUUGGCUCGACUGUAUGAUUUGCUCUUUGGAGUAAUUGUUUUGGCUCCUGUGGCAUUGCUGUCAUGGUUACCUGGGUUUCAGUCAAUGCAGACUAGGAUCCUGUUCAAUGAAGCCUUUAGCAGGGGUCUUCAGAUAUCUCGUAUUCUUACCGGCAAAAAGUCUCAGUGAUGCAUUCAUUCAGAGGUCAUGAGGCGGGACUAGUUUACAACAGACCAAGUAAGACUGUUCUUCGAUUCUACUGUCGGAGCAAAGGUAGUCGCAUCGUACUGUGGUGUUGUCGUACAUGAUUUUCUCAUCCGUGAAUUCAGCUGCUGAUUUUGUAAUUAAUCAGAGCAUCUUCCUCUCUUGCUAGAGAUUUUGUAGUGAAACGAACAGAGGGUAAUUUGAGUGGUUAAUUCCGUAGAGUGGUUUAACCACAUUGUUGUUAUUGUCGUUGUUCAGGAUCUGGUUCUGUACAUAUUGUUCAUAUCUAUUGUAGCUUCUAAUCUAUGCUAGGUUGG
Molecule: messenger RNA, 5768 nt
Organism: Prunus mume (Japanese apricot)
Lineage: Eukaryota; Viridiplantae; Streptophyta; Magnoliopsida; Rosales; Rosaceae
Gene: GSL1
Product: glucan synthase-like 1
Biological process (GO): (1->3)-beta-D-glucan biosynthetic process
Cellular component (GO): plasma membrane; 1,3-beta-D-glucan synthase complex
Molecular function (GO): 1,3-beta-D-glucan synthase activity
Source: RefSeq, a predicted model, not a curated record